Parasteatoda tepidariorum (common house spider) is the source of this 5506-nucleotide messenger RNA. RefSeq names its product Upf1 RNA helicase (gene Upf1). Gene Ontology annotation, molecular function: hydrolase activity; RNA binding; ATP binding. Gene Ontology annotation, cellular component: cytoplasm. Gene Ontology annotation, biological process: nuclear-transcribed mRNA catabolic process, nonsense-mediated decay. The record is from RefSeq and is a predicted model, not a curated record. NCBI's taxonomy places the organism in Eukaryota, Metazoa, Arthropoda, Arachnida, Araneae, Theridiidae.
CUAUAUACAAACUUGCACUUCGAUUUUUGUAGUGUUGUAAUAAACAUGGCAGAUCCUCUUGCGUAGUAGCGACUGCUGCAAAUUUUUAUUUCGCGUGCAAUAAUAACUUAAUAGACAUUAAAGAUUCGACAAUUUAGUGCGAAUUAUUUAAUAUGAGUGUCGACGCAUACGGGCCUAGUUCUCAGACUUUAACAUUUCUUGAUCCAGAUGAAGGAAACGAUCUGUUAGGAGCAGAUACCCAAGGGUCGGACUUCGAAUUUACAGACUUUUCCUUAGCAUCUCAAACACAAGCAUCACAAAUUGACCAAAAUCAAAGUCAAGCAUCAAGAAGUCAGUUGAAUGGCCCAGAUUUAUCACUUACAAAUGGCUUAGACCGUGAUGUUUGUUCUACUACUCAGACAAUAGGAGAGUUGAAUUUUCAAGAAGAUGAAGAAGAUCAAUAUUACACUAAAGAUUUACCUGAACAUGCUUGCAAGUAUUGUGGAAUUCAUGAUCCCAGUUGUGUUGUGCAGUGCAAUGUUUGCAAGAGAUGGUUUUGUAAUGGACGAGGUAAUACUUCAGGGAGUCACAUAAUAAACCAUCUUGUUCGUGCAAAACACAAAGAAGUUACUCUUCAUAAGGAUGGCCCCCUUGGUGAAACUAUCCUAGAGUGCUACAGCUGUGGUUGUAGAAAUGUAUUUGUCCUCGGGUUUAUUCCCGCCAAAGCAGAUUCUGUUGUAGUUUUACUUUGCAGACAACCCUGUGCAGCGCAAAGCAGUUUAAAAGAUAUGAAUUGGGAUCCUGACCAGUGGAAACCACUUAUAAGUGAUCGCAGUUUCUUAGCAUGGUUAGUAAAAGUACCACAGGAACAAGAACAGUUACGUGCAAGGCAGGUUAGUGCAGCACAAAUUAAUAAGCUGGAAGAGUUGUGGAAGGAUAAUGUGGACGCCUCUUUUGAGGAUCUUGAAAAGCCUGGAGUUGAUGAGGAACCACAACAAGUACUUUUAAGGUAUGAAGAUGGGUACCAAUACCAGAAUAUAUUUGGACCUUUAGUGAAAAUGGAAGCAGAUUAUGAUAAGAAAUUGAAAGAAUCUCAAACCCAAGAUAAUAUUGAAGUCCGAUGGGAUAUUGGUCUUAAUAAAAAAAUAAUAAGCUAUUUCACUAUUGCUAAGUCAGAUACAGAUAUGCGCCUGAUGCACGGAGAUGAACUGAGACUUCGUUAUCUCGGAGAACUUCACAAGCCAUGGUCUGGCGUUGGACAUGUUAUUAAGAUUCCAGACAACUACAGUGAAGAAGUUGGAAUAGAAAUGAAAACCAAUUUAGGUGUACCAUCUGAGUGCACUUCUAACUUUGUGGUGGAUUUCGUUUGGAAAUCAACUUCCUUUGACAGAAUGCAGGCAGCUUUGAGGAAAUUUGCUGUUGAUGAAACUAGUGUCUCUGCUUAUAUCUAUCACAAGCUGUUGGGUCAUGAAGUGGAAGACGUGACCAUGAGAAAUCAAUUGCCAAAACAUUUCUCUGCUCCAAAUCUUCCAGAACUCAAUCGAUCUCAAGUCUAUGCUGUAAAGCAUGCCAUGCAAAGACCCUUGUCUUUGAUUCAGGGUCCUCCAGGAACUGGCAAAACGGUUACUUCAGCUACUAUAGUUUACCACCUGGUUCGCCAAAAUAAUGGACCUGUUUUAGUGUGUGCUCCAAGUAAUAUUGCUGUUGAUCAGCUAACAGAAAAAAUCCAUAGGACUGGUUUAAAGGUUGUUCGGUUAUGUGCCAAGAGUCGUGAAGCCAUUAAUUCUCCUGUAUCCUUUCUUGCCUUGCACAAUCAAAUCAGAAAUUUGGAAGGUCAUUCCGAAUUGCAUAAAUUACAACAACUCAAGGAUGAAACGGGUGAGCUAUCCUCUGCUGAUGAGAAACGAUAUAGGAUGUUGAAGAAAGCCUGCGAAAAAGAACUUUUAGAGGCUGCUGAUGUGAUAUGCUGCACGUGUGUCGGAGCAGGUGACCCUAGACUUGCCAGGUUCAAGUUUUAUUCCAUAUUAAUAGAUGAAAGCAUGCAAGCUACUGAACCUGAAUGUAUGGUGCCUGUUGUUUUAGGUGCCAAACAGCUGAUACUAGUGGGUGAUCAUUGUCAGCUGGGACCUGUUGUCAUGUGUAAAAAAGCUGCAAGAGCUGGUCUCUCACAAUCCUUGUUUGAGAGAUUGGUUGUUCUGGGAAUAAGGCCUCUGAGGCUGGAGGUGCAAUACAGAAUGCAUCCUCAACUUAGCAAGUUUCCAUCCAACUUUUUCUAUGAAGGUUCUCUUCAAAAUGGAGUUUAUGCAGAGGAGAGAAAAAUGAAAGGUGUUGAUUUCCCGUGGCCGCAGCCGGAUAAACCCAUGUUUUUCUAUGCCUGCCAAGGUCAAGAAGAAAUUGCGGGCUCUGGCACAUCUUAUCUUAAUAGAACUGAAGCCGCUUUGGUGGAAAGACUUACGACAAGGUUCCUGAAAUGCAGUGUUAAACCAGAGCAAAUUGGUAUUAUCACACCAUAUGAAGGUCAAAGAGCAUAUUUAGUGCAAUAUAUGCAGUAUAAUGGUUCAUUACAUGCAAAACUGUAUCAGGACAUAGAAGUUGCGAGUGUGGACGCGUUUCAAGGGAGAGAGAAAGAUUUAAUCAUUAUGUCAUGCGUACGUUCGAAUGAACAUCAGGGCAUUGGUUUCUUGAACGAUCCAAGGCGCUUGAACGUUGCUUUAACAAGAGCUAGGUAUGGAAUAAUUAUUGUUGGCAACCCUAAAGUUUUAUCCAAGCAAACUUUGUGGAAUCACUUAUUAACAUUUUACAAAGAAAACAAAGUUUUGGUUGAAGGGCCAUUAAAUAAUUUAAAGGAAAGCUUAAUACAGUUUAGCAAACCGAGGAAGCUUACCAACACAGUGAACCCGGGAUCCCAUUUCAUGAAUACUGCCAUGUACGAUGCAAGAGAAGCCAUGAUUCCAGGCAGUGUGUAUGAUAGAUCAUCUCACCUAAAUGGAGGUCCAGCAUUUUACAAUCGACCACACGAUCAACUCUCCUACAUUAGUCCAGAAAGAGCUCAGGGUACCGUUGCUAAUUUGCCUGUUCCUGUUGGGAUGUUCUUGAACAUGGCUCACAUUCCUCCACGUUUCUACAAUCAACAUCAACAAGCUCUUCAAGCUCGUCAAAACCAAAGGAAUCGUAAUGCCACAAGAAAAGGUGGAGGCAGACAAGCAAAUGGUAGAGCAGUCUCCAAUGGGCAACUUAACCUUUCCCAGACUGGAUUUAACAGCCAAGCUAGCCAAGACAUGAUGGGUGGAUUUUCUCAAGGUCCUCUUACGCAAGGACAGUUGAGCAUGAGUCAGAUGAGCCAGCCCAAUUAUCCAGGACUCUCUCAGCCUGGUUUAUCACAGCCAGAGUUGUCUCAGGACACCUACCUGGUGGAUGAUAUGCGUUCCCAGACAGAAGGGAUGCUCUCACAAGACUCUACAUACCAAGGAGAUAGGGCCUACUUUGCUGCAUCUCAAGGUGGCCAAUUCUCACAACCCUAUUGAAGUUCUACUAUGGGUCAACAGUUGAUCAGUGGGCUGGUUACAAAGCCACUGGUUUCCUAACACAGAAGCAGAAGAGUAGCGCUCAUACCUGCUACCAGAUGAAAAAUGAGAAAAAAAUAAAUAAAAAUAAAAUAAAAGCAUCCACUACUACCACAGAUAUGGAAAGGCGUUGAUGGUGGCCUCUUAAUUGAUAAAUGGUGUUGAUGUGUCCAGUAAAGAUUCUUGCCGGCUGCUGAAAUACGAUGCCCCCAAAGUGGGACAGAUGAUAGCCGCCUACGGUUCGCAAAGCUGACUGCUCCUGAAAGUUUUGAUUUACUACAACUGUACCAGUGCUGGCGUUUCUUGAGAUCUGGACAUUAUCACACAGCUUGUGGUCAUUGGCCUAAAAAUUAUCUUUGUUUGUUCAUCUCCUCAUCGAUGAUUUUUUUUGUGUACAUUUCUUGCUUUGUGUUUAGAGGAUUCCUUUUUGUCUUUGUGUCGUCCCCUUUCAAUUUUUUUUUUUUUUGAAUUUUAAAAGUAAAUUUUUUUUCUUCCCUUCAUUUAAUGUUUAUAGUUUUGGUACUCCGGUGUACGAUUUUGGUUUUUUUUUUUUUUGAAGUUUGUGAAAGGUAUAGGCAGGGACCACUGGGCACUAAACAAUAGGACUAUAUAUCUGUUCCGGCUAUUUUCAUAGCGGGGCAGAGAAAGUAGCUUAAGGGCAGUUUAUUGAAAUACAUUUUAAAUAACAAAAAAAAAUGAUCAUGCCUUUUAUGUGUAUUUAUAUAUGUGUAAAUGACAAACAAUAUAGCACCUCUGUUCAGUUUUUGAGUCGCUAUUGUGAAAUAUUUAAAUUAGUGGUAACAAUUUUUAAGUAAUGGCACUUACAGAAUAUUACAGCCCAUUCGUAGUUGAAGCUGUUUGCUUUAUUUUCUCAUGUUUAAAAAAUAUUUUAGCCUUAUAUUUUGUCAUAAAUUCAAAAUGCAAAAGUUACUGCAAAGAAGAUACCUUUAUAUUUCCUUGUUUUUGUAUUGCCAAAAAAAAAAAAAUGUUUUUUUUUAUUCUGCUUCUUUUUUACAGACUUAAAUACUGCACUCAGUGAGAGUUUCAAUUCGUGUGCUUCUGUUAUUAUCUUUAAUUUCAAUGCCACUAUAAAUUGUAAAAUAUUAAAGACUGUAAAUAUUUUAUUGAAGUUAAAAAAAAUAUUUUUAUAAUUUUUCUUUUUAUUAUUUUGAAAAAAAAAAUUAUUUUGUAUAAUGAUUUUCUUUUACCGAACUAAUAAUUAAAAAGAAUAGUUGGGAGUUCUGUUAAUAUGCUUCUAUUUCUAUUCUUUCUUAUUUUGUUUUCUAUAUGCAUAAAAGAAAUAGUAAAAAUGUAAAGGUUAUAAAUAUUUUAUAAAUUAUUGAAAUUUUAAAAAUAUUUUUAUAAUCCUUUGUCUUAAAAUAGUUUUACAAAUAACCUUUGAUUUUAUUGAAUUAUAAGAACAUAAAGUUUAUAAAAACAGUAAAAAAAAAAAAAAAAUUGGAUCAAGAUUAUAACAAUAUUUUGUAGUAUUUUAUUUAUUUUUUUGCUCAAAAUUGUUUUCUAUGAUUUAAUGGUUCUUUCCCAAACCUUUAUAAGUUGUCUUUCACAUAACUAAAGCAUAUUAAAAAUAUGAUAAUACUGAACUAAAUCUCUAUUUCUCCAAUAUAUUUUUCUAAUGUAUCCGCAUAAGAGUUAAAUUGCUUUUGAUAUAUUGCUGUUUGAGUUAAACAAAAAAAAAUUUUAAAUCCUAAUUGACCUUGUAUUUUUAACAUGUGCUGUCUAAAUUUGCCUUAUUUUAUGCUAAAUAAGUUUAUUUUCUUUCAGUUUUGUGAAAUUUUAAAUUAGUUUUCAUUUCCCCCCAUUUGUAAAAACAAAAGUGUAUGUUAUCGAAGCAUAGUUGUGCUGGUUUACCAAUCAUCUGUAUAAUAACUAAUUCAGAUUUGUUUUAUUAUUGUGAAACUGUUACUUGUUCCUAAAAUAAAUUACUUUAUUCGUCUGUUUUA